CCCAGUCCGGCUUGGCUGCUGAACUGUCCGCCAGACAUUUAUGUCUUCAUGCUACAAUCCCACCUCCCCCUCAAAGACACCAAUUCUUAAGUGAGACAAACAUAAGAUGCCUUUGCCCGUGCAAGUGUUUAACUUUCAGGGGUCUGUGGAGCCCAUGCAGAUUGAUGCAGAUCCCCAGGAGGACCAGCAGAAUGCUCCAGACACCAACUAUAUUGUGGAGAACCCCACACUGGAUCUGGAGCAGUAUGCGACCAGUUAUAGUGGAUUAAUGCGCAUUGAGAGACUGCAGUUCAUUGCUGAGCACUGCCCUCAGCUCCGAGUGGAGGCCCUGAAGAUGGCGCUCACCUUUGUUCAGAGGACCUUCAAUGUUGACACUUACGAAGAGAUUCACCGCAAACUCACAGAGGCCACACGGGAAGUGCAGGGUGUGCCAGACACAGUUCCUGAAGGAGGGGUUGUUCCUCCUCCCCUGGACUCAGCUUGGGCUGAAUCGACCAGAAAAAAGGCUCUGCUUAAACUGGAGAAACUAGAUACUGAUCUUAAGAACUACAAGGGCAACUCCAUCAAAGAGAGCAUCAGGAGAGGCCAUGAUGACCUGGGGGACCAUUAUCUGGACUGUGGUGACCUCAGUAAUGCUCUGAAGUGCUACUCUCGAGCCAGAGACUACUGCACCAGUGCUAAGCAUGUCAUUAACAUGUGUCUGAAUGUCAUCAAGGUUAGUGUUUACCUCCAGAACUGGUCGCACGUGCUGAGCUACGUCAAUAAGGCAGAGUCCACACCAGAAAUUGCAGAGCAAAGAGGAGAGCGAGAUAGUCAAAAUCAAGCUGUCCUCACCAAAUUAAAGUGUGCUGCAGGAUUGGCGGAGUUGGCCUCUCGAAAAUACAAGCCAGCUGCCAAGUGCUUCCUGCAGGCUUCCUUUGACCACUGUGACUGUCCAGAGCUCCUGUCGCCCAGUAAUGUAGCUGUGUAUGGGGGCUUGUGUGCUUUGGCCACGUUUGACAGACAGGAGCUUCAGCGCAACGUCAUCUCCAGCAGCUCCUUUAAGUUAUUUCUAGAGUUGGAACCUCAAAUUCGUGACAUUAUCUUCAAGUUCUACGAGUCUAAAUAUGCAUCCUGUCUCAAGCUACUGGAUGAAAUGAAGGAUAACCUCCUGUUGGACAUGUACCUGGCACCACAUGUCAAGACACUGUACAGCCAGAUCAGGAACAGAGCCCUGAUUCAGUAUUUCAGCCCCUACGUGUCAGCAGACAUGACCAAGAUGGCUCAGGCGUUCAACACAACAGUAACAGCUCUGGAGGACGAGCUCACCCAGCUCAUACUGGAGGGUCUCAUUAAUGCACGUAUCGACUCCCACAGCAAGAUUCUCUAUGCGAGGGACGUCGACCAAAGGAGCACCACAUUUGAGAAGUCUCUUCAUAUGGGCAAAGAGUUCCAGAGACGAGCCAAAGCCAUGAUUCUCCGAGCUGCUGUGCUGCGCAACCAGAUUCACGUCAAGUCUCCACCCAGAGAAGGCAGCCAGGGUGAACUCACACCAGCCAACAGUCAGACCAGGAUGAGCACCAACAUGUGAGGAAGAAGUGAACAGCUGUAGCGCAAAGGGGAAGGUUCACUGUUCUGCAACACACACCACCCCACCCACCGUCUGUGAGCUGAACGCAGAAACGAGAUGCAAAAUAAAGACAGAUAUUCUGAAACCAUUUCUCUUCUUCUGUCAGGUGACAGGGAGCAAACUUUUUGUUUGUCUGACAUGGAGAUUCAGACGGAAUGAAAAUGUGUUUUGAAUGAAAGCUCAGCACUUAGGCUGUAAGUUACUGGUAGGAGAUGCACUUUGCUCUGCUUACACUUUGAGACCUCAUUAAUAGAAAGUUUUAAAAAUAAAAAAACACCUAUCCAAACCCAUCCAAUCUCUGUUUAUUUGUGCCCCUUUCUGUUUUUGUCAAAGAAUUAUCCAACCAACAGCUGGAGCUAGUAUCUGUUUUCCACCAGUACUGUGCUGGUGAGGACACAGUUGUCUUUUGGGCCUUU
Molecule: messenger RNA, 2025 nt
Organism: Pelmatolapia mariae (spotted tilapia)
Lineage: Eukaryota; Metazoa; Chordata; Actinopteri; Cichliformes; Cichlidae
Gene: gps1
Product: G protein pathway suppressor 1
Exons: 14
Coding region: 107-1570 (487 amino acids)
Cellular component (GO): COP9 signalosome
Source: RefSeq, a predicted model, not a curated record